This is a messenger RNA of Humulus lupulus (European hop), 433 nucleotides long. Its product is annotated as EC protein I/II-like. Gene Ontology annotation, molecular function: zinc ion binding. The transcript is spliced from 2 exons. NCBI's taxonomy places the organism in Eukaryota, Viridiplantae, Streptophyta, Magnoliopsida, Rosales, Cannabaceae. The record is from RefSeq and is a predicted model, not a curated record. Bases 1 to 264 code for a protein of 87 amino acids.
AUGAGUGACACGGCGGGAAAUAUCAAAGUCUGCGACGACAAGUGUGGAUGUACCUUGCCAUGCCCUGGUGGCCUGGCUUGCAGGUGUACACCAGGAGAGACGGUAAGUACUGGGAGUAGUGGAGAUGACCAUAUUAAGUGCUCGUGCGGACAGCACUGCGGCUGCAACCCAUGCACUUGCGCUAGGAGCGUUGUCUCCACUGGAGUUGGCAAGGCCUACUGCAAGUGCGGUGAAGGUUGCACUUGUGUCACCUGCACCUCAUGAAGUGUAUGGUUUAUGCUUUCAUGAAGAUAUAUAGAGUGUUGUACGAACAUAUAACAUGUAUAUCAUAUGUAUAGGCUUGUCUAGUUAGUAUGGCUCAUUAUCUAGUUAUCCUGCAUCGAUAUCAUGUUAUGUUCUAAUAACUAAAUAAAGAAAAUAUGUUUAUGGGGUC